Molecule: messenger RNA, 1072 nt
Organism: Caenorhabditis elegans
Lineage: Eukaryota; Metazoa; Nematoda; Chromadorea; Rhabditida; Rhabditidae
Gene: C49C3.8
Product: SPK domain-containing protein
Exons: 4
Coding region: 131-1033 (300 amino acids)
Source: RefSeq, marked reviewed
AUGUUUUCUUUAUUCGCGACGGAGCGCGUUUGCCAUGUGAACACUUGGGUCCCUUUCAUCGAUCGUUGCAUUAAUACCCCUCCUCGUAAUAUGUACUAUUAGUAUAGAUUUCGCCAUCAAUAGAUAUAAGAUGUCCGAUUUCCUUAGUGAGCAAAUUCUUCAAUUAACUACACCUACUAUGAAGAAAAAAUCUAAAUUGUCGUUUUCUCCUGAAGAUGAUUUCAAAAUUUGGAAUUUCAUAGCGGAAAACUACAAAAAUUGCGGAACUUUUGAAAUAUUCACCAAAAUGAAGGAUACACUAGGAUUCGAGCAUGCCGAUAGAAGCUUGUAUUACAGAUUCCGGAACUCUCUUUCUUCUAACCUUCAUCUAACACAUUUUGAUAUUGAGACAAAACUUGAAGUGGCCAAGAAGUUCAACUUAAUUCUGAACGACCAAUUUGUAAAAGACUUGAACUCAACUAUGAAUUUGAUAUUUGAGCCAAAUGGAUGUCUAGCCAGUUACACUUGGAAAACUGAUUUUCUCGAUUAUACGUUAAAUCCGAUGGAGCUAAUUAUUCCUUAUCAAUCUGUUAUUCCAUCGAAGACCGUUCCGUAUCGCAAGCGGCGCAUGAAUGAUUUGGAAGAUCUCAGAAAAAUAAAAGAGUGUUCAAAACGGGCAUUUAUCUCUAACUCGGACCAAUCUGAAGUUCCGAGUACAUCAAUGUUGAAUUCUAUGAAGGAAAUGAUAACUGAAGCUGUUGAAACAUCAAACAAGAAGCUCAUAGAAGAAUUGAAAACUUCAAAUGAAGCACUAGUGGCACAAGUCGCAAAUUUUAAAUCCAAACAUAUUGAACAAAGUUCUGGAAAACCUGGAAUGAGAGCAUAUUUGGAAGGAUUGAAAGGGUUUCUGCAUCACUUAAAUAUGCCAGAAUUAGCAGACAUAAAAGUUCGAUUGAAUACUUUGGAAAAAGAUCUAGGAGACACGGAUCAACCAAUUCCAGUGCAAUCCAUUCAUUCAGUUCUUGAUAUUGGUUUGAAGCUGAUAGGUGGGUAAUGCAAUAAUGUAUUUUAAUAAAGUAUUAAAUUUUCAAUA